GUAGGAUUAAAGCCAGAGUUUUGGCAGAUAAAGAUGAAUAACGAGACUAAUACUGUAUAUACAUCAACUACAAAUGAUGGUAUUUAUCGAUGGUAUGGAUUUUCUGGUACGUCCGAGCUAGGAUGUGGUGGUAAAGUAUUGGGCCGUCUGCCUGGUGGGUGCUCAAAUUUAGGGCUGUAUGGGGAAAGGAUACAAUGUAUUAGAUGGUGUAGCACUUGGAUGCAUGAUGACCAUUCAUGUAAUGUAAUGGGGCAAGGUUGACACUCUGAGAUGAUACCCAAGAGCUGAUCAACCUGGAUAUAUGGG
Molecule: messenger RNA, 306 nt
Organism: Daldinia loculata
Lineage: Eukaryota; Fungi; Ascomycota; Sordariomycetes; Xylariales; Hypoxylaceae
Exons: 2
Coding region: 34-261 (75 amino acids)
Source: RefSeq, a predicted model, not a curated record